This is a messenger RNA of Babesia bigemina, 846 nucleotides long. RefSeq lists its product as hypothetical. The transcript has a single exon. The record is from RefSeq and is a predicted model, not a curated record. The coding region runs from base 1 to 846 and encodes 281 amino acids. Lineage: Eukaryota; Apicomplexa; Aconoidasida; Piroplasmida; Babesiidae.
AUGCCGGGACUCGGCCUGGACGCUGGUUACGAGUCUGGCUACGAAUCCGACAAUGCGGACGCGGAGGAAGUCACUGAAGCUGACGUUGCAGACCUAAUGAAGCUAAUACACGACGCGAAGCAGGGGAAACUUGGACCCAUGUGGAAAAAGGAGAUGAUGGCUGCGGAGGAACUCUACUUACGCCGUCGUGCAGCGCUACGGGACCUUGGCGGAACAGCGGAUUCAGAUGAGAAACCCAACGUCUCGGAGCUCUUAAAAGAGCAAAAUGAUGUGCUCGAUGAGCACCUAAACGCUAUGUUCGACCUCUCCGAGCUGCGUCACCCUACCGAGGAGGAGGUCAGGCGCAACCUGGGUGAGAUGCGGCCGGAGGAUGAGGGAUGGACACAAGAUGACGCGGGACUCCAAUCGACGCAAGAAAGCCGCGACGCGCAAUAUAUGAGAAGCCUCACGCAAGGCAAGCUUCGUCGGGAGGACCUUAGCAACCUAAUCAGCGGAUUCUACCGCCAGAAGGGCAUUCUGAACGAGCCUGUAGUAGUCACCGCGCUACCCCCCUUUGAGGUUAGCUGGCGCCAACACAGCCGUUAUUUCGACCUCUGGUUCCCGUGCAUAUCGCCCGAGGACAGAGAGGACGACUAUGCCGUGACAUUCAUGCCGCGGGAGCUGACCAUCACGUACAACGGCAAGGCUGUGUCUCGACCCUUGCGCGGCAAGGUCGACGUCGAUGGCUGCUUUUGGUCAAUACACGACAUGGAGGGACGCGGGAACGUGGUCAGCGUCGUACUUCUCAAAAGCGCUCCCCGCUACUCCGGAACGUGGGAACACCUCUUCCGCGGCACACGUCCCUAA